AUGUCGCGGACGGUGCAGACAAUGGAGUUCUUUGGCUACUCCUUGCCCACUGGCUACGUCUUCUUCCUAAUGCUGGGCACCAUCCUCUAUUUCUCCCUAAAGAUCAUCCGUUAUGGGCUGAAUACGGUUUCUCUCUCUCUCUCUCCCUACUCCCCACCUCCUCGCAGCUUUUCUUCUAAGCGAGGGAAAGGAGGGGGGAGGAAAUUUCACGCAUUCCUAAGAGCAGUCAUAGAGACGUCCCCCUGGUUUCUACAGCAGUGGAGACAGGUGGGACGGCAAUUGCGUGCAGCUGGGGAAUCGAUAGAAGUGCUGAAGCUGUGGCAACUCGUUGAUCAGGCGCUUCAGGACCCCACGGAAGGGAUCGAAUUGUUGCUUAAUGAGGGGAAAUUGCAACAAUCAGUGCAAUUGUAUGGUCCCCAUGCAAGUUUUACACAGGCAAUCCUUGAUAACAUAGGACAGCAAGGCCUGAUACCCGAGGAUUGGAGGAACUUAGUAAGGGCGGUGUUAGGCGGGGGUGACUUCCUCUUAUGGUUAGCUGCUUAUAGAGAAUUUGCUCGAGAAUAUUCAAAGCAGAACUAUAGAGCAGGGAAUCAAAUAUGGGAUGAGGAAAUGUUAAAUGGAGAAGGGCGAUUUGCCAAUCCCGAUGAUCAGGCCCGACUACCAACAGCUGUCCUCUUACAAGCCAGGCCCCAUAAAAAGACCAGGUGUAUAUGGGCAACAGCCAAAAAAUGGAAUGUGGGCCCCUGCACCCCGGGGCCAAAACAAUCGGUGGGUGCCACGGUCCCAACAAUACAGAAACCAAAUAUUUACUGCUCAGAGUUACGAGCCACCGGGUAUUCGGUACUAACACCUCAAAUGGGAGCACAAGCCAUAGAGGUGAUGGCAGAUACAAUUUCGGCCAGGCAGAAGGGACUUGGAAUAAUUAUAGGAAAGGCAACAAAUGCUUUAAGAGGCCUAAUGGUCAUUACUGGAGUUGUCCAAUUACCCUUUGAUAAGUUAAAGGUGCUGCUACAAUCCACAAAGGGCAUUGUACAAAUUAAGCCAGAAGAACCUGUGGCUCAGAUGCUGAUUAUGACUGGAGCACAGGAUGUUCAUGGACCCCAAGGGGAGAAAUUUGCAGCCUUAUCCCUGUCUUUAGUAGAUCGACCUCUAUGGACCUUAACCAUUAGAGGAAAGUCGAUUCAGGGCCUGCUAGAUACGGGUGCAGAUGUAAGUAUAAUUUUGGAAAAUGAUUGGCCGAAGUCGUGGCCCCUUCAGCCAGGAGAUAAUACUUUAGUAGGCCUAGGUGCGGCCAUGACACCAUCAAGGAGUGCUCAGGUGCUUCGUUGGCAGGAUCAAGAAGGGAACAAGGGAAAUGUGCAACCUUAUGUUAGUGCACUCCCCAUCACAUUAUUGGGAAGAGACAUUUUGGAACAAAUGGGACUGACAUUAACCAAUGAAGACCAGUUGGAGAGUUCUCCAGGACGGCGUAUUAUGUAUAAAAAGGGAUAUCAGGAGAGAGGAUUAGGUUCCAGAGGAGAAGGCAGAAGGGACCUAGCCCAGCCCAAAGGCUACUUUAAAAGACAGGACACAGGUUUUUCGUGGGGGCCACUGAGAUGCAGCCGCUGCCAUUGUCAUGGCUGGACAACAAGCCAAAGUGGAUACCACAGUGGCCCCUUACCCAGGAAAAGCUGGCUGCGGUAAAUGAUAUAGUGUUACAACAAUUAGAGGCAGGCCAUUUGCAACCAUCAACCUCCCCAUGGAAUACGCCAAUAUUUGUGAUAAAGAAAAAAUCGGGGAAAUACUGGUUGUUGCAUGAUUUACGGGCUGUUAAUCAGCAGAUGCAACCCAUGGGGGCAUUACAACCCGGACUCCCGGUUCCUACUAUGAUCCCAAAGCAUUGGCCAUUAAUAGUACUUGAUCUGAAGGACUGCUUUUUUAGCAUACCUCUACAUGAACAAGACACUCAGAGGUUUGCUUUCACCAUACCUUCCAUUAAUCAUCAAGGUCCUGACAAAAGAUAUGGAUGGAAAGUGCUUCCCCAAGGAAUGACUAAUAGUCCUGCCAUAUGCCAGCUAUAUGUUGACCAGGCAGUAGAGCCGGUUCAACAACCAUGCCCAGAAAUACAAAUUUUACAUUACAUGGAUGACCUGUUAAUAACGGCUGAAAGUGAAAGUCACCUUAUGGAAGCAUAUAAGCUGUUGCUAUUAUAUUUGGAAAAAGUUGGGUUACAAGUAGCACCAGAGAAGAUACAAAAAGGGGAAGUAGUACAGUACUUAGGGCUUAAAGUAACUUCUGAAAAGGUGAAUCCAUUAGAAUUUGAAAUUGCAAUAGAUGGAUUGCAGACCCUUAAUGACUUCCAAAAAUUAUGUGGCAAUUUAAAUUGGUUGAGGCCCUAUUGUAAAUUAACCACCGAAGAUAUGAUGCCAUUAUUCAAUAUUUUAGAGGGAGAUGCCCAGCUUGAUUCCCCUCGUAGAUUGACAAAAGAAGCCCGCUUGGCGUUACAGAAAAUCGAAAAACAAAUUAAAGCAAUGCAGAUGGAAAGAUGUGAUCUACAACAAGCCCUAGAAAUAUUAAUUUUUAUGGAACAGCUGUAUCCCUUCGCAGUCAUUUGGCAAGGAGGACCCUUGUUGUUCGUAUACCCACAUUCACAUGCACCGCGUGUACUAUACACCCAAGGCAUUGCGGUGGCUGAUUUGAUAUUAACAGCAAUAAAAAAGGUGACAGAAAUGGCAGGGAAGACUCCAAAGCGAUGUGUAGUUCCCUUUGCUCAAUUGGCAGUAGAAGCCUUUACAAGGGAAUGCUGGCAAUGGGCAUACAUAGUUCUCAUUCUACAAAUAGAGAUUGACAAUCACUACCCUCGCCAUCCAUUUGUUAACUUCUGCACACAGGUUUCAAUAAAACGGGUGCAGAAGGUGCGAAGGGAUCCAAUUCAAGGGGCAGUUACCGUAUUUAUGGAUGGAGCUAAAGGCGGAACAGGAGCAGCUAUACUUGGCAAUCAACGAUAUUUUGUUUUAACAGCAUCCCCUUCUCCACAACAUGCAGAAUUAGCUAUUAUCGCGACAGUAUUAUGCAGAGAGAGCGCACCCAUGAAUAUUUUGUCUGAUAGUGCAUAUGUGGUGAAUGCAGUUCAGAUGCUUGCUACACAGUGCCUUAUUCUUAAAUCCUCCUCAGUCUAUUCUUAUUUAAGCGAAAUUCAGGGGUUAUUAAAUCAGAGAGAGCAUGCUAUUUACAUAGGCCACAUAAGAGCUCAUUCUAAUUUACCCGGCCCACUUACUCGAGGUAACAUGAUGGCCGAUCAUUAUUCAAGAUUCUUGCUUGCAUGCACCGCUUUGGAACAAGCUAAAGAAUAUCACUCUAAAUGGCAUGUCAACACCCACACUUUAAGUUUUAAAUUUAAUAUUCCCCGCAAGCAAGCAGAAGGUAUUAUUAGGUCCUGUGAAAAGUGUGUUGUUGCCACAGUUCCAAAGAUUCCUGCGGGACCAAUCCCCGUGGCCUUAAACCAGGACAUAUCUGGCAGAUGGACAUUACACAUAUCCCUUCUUUUGGGUGACAAAGCUGUGUUCAUGUCACUGUAGAUACAUAUUCAGGUGUAGUUAUUGCCACAGCCAUGAAUAAAGAAGGAGUACAACAAGUAAUCCAACACUGCUUGCAGGCUUUUGCAGCCUGGGGAGUUCCUCAUGUGAUCAAAAUGGAUAAUGGCCCAGCGUAUACAUCAGCUCAUUUUGCUGCAUUUUUGAAAGAAUUCGGAAUCUCCCAUAUUACCGGUAUUCCUUAUAAUCCACAAGGGCAAGCUGUGGUAGAACGCACUCACUUAUAUUUAAAAAAUUUAAUAAUUAAACAAAAAGGGGGAAUAGGGGAAAUGGCCGCAUCCAAUAAGGAUGCUUUGGCCUUAGCUCUUUAUACAAUUAAUUUUUUGAACAAGAAAAAGAACGGCAAAACACCUGCAGAAAUGCAUGCUCAAUCAGCUGAUAAGGAAUCAAUACAGUGGGUAAUGUGGAAGGAUUUACAGGAUAACCAAUGGAAAGGCCCAUUCCCCUUACUUAGAAGAGUACGAGGCGCCGUUUGUUUUUUUCCGCAGGGUGCGGCACAACCAAUAUGGACCUCCGAGAGAAGAAUUCGCUUGGUGAACCUACCAGCAGAGGAGCUAGAAGAAAAAAAUUCCAUUUGAGGAAGGAAACAAUGAAUAACCAAUCCCUGAGAUCCUUGGAAUAUGGGACAUUUUUUUUAACUUUUAUUUAAUGAAUAUAAAUUUCCAAAGUACAACUUAUGGAUUACAAUGGCUUCCCCCCCAUACCGUCCCUCCCACCCACAACCCUCCCCUUUCCCACUCCCUCUCCCCUUCCAUUCACAUCAAGAUUCAUUUUCAAUUAUCUUAAUAUACAGAAGAUCAGCUUAGUAUACAUUAAGUAAGGAUUUCAACAGUUUGCUCCCACACAGAAACAUAAAGUGAAAAAUAAUAGAUGAUUUUUUUAAAUGAUGAUGAAAUCAGAUCAGACCUAUUGUCAUGUUUAAUCCCAGUGAGAGUCAAGUUGGGAAUUGAUAAUUUCUUUUUUUUUUUUUUACAGAAGAUCAGUUUAGUAUGCAUUAAGUAAAGAUUUCAACAGUUUGCACCCACAUAGAAACACAAAGUGAAAUAUAUUGUUUGAGUACUCGUUAUAGCAUUAAAUCUCAAUGCACAGCACAUUAAGGACAGAGAUCCUACAUGAGGAGUAAGUGCACAGUGACUCCUGUUGUUGACUUUACCAAUUGACACUCCUGUCUAUGGCAUCAGUAAUCUCCC
This is a messenger RNA of Oryctolagus cuniculus (rabbit), 4762 nucleotides long. The record is from RefSeq and is a predicted model, not a curated record. Lineage: Eukaryota; Metazoa; Chordata; Mammalia; Lagomorpha; Leporidae.